CAAGCUGAGCCACAGUCCCAAUAUUCCGGUGUAAGGUAUCCACUUAACGCACCAAAUGCAAGGGGAUGGGGUCCCAAUAGAGGAGGUGGCGGGCGUGGAAAUGGUGGUUUUGCCAGGGGACCACCAGCGCCACACAACUCAUCAUCACCUGAUUUAAUGGCGCCUGUGCACCCAUCAUGGGGUCAUGGUGAUGGUGCAGAGGAAUGACGGGGCACACAGAGAACCACCAUGAGGGGAAUGGCUGAGCCCCUCAUGGACAUAGUGGUAAACGAUACACCACUAAAAGCUCUAGUGGAUACUGGAGCUACAUACUCCACUGUAAUAAGAGGCACCAUACAGUCAAAAGAUCUGAGUAAUAAAACAGUGAGUGUGAUGGGUUUCUCUGGUGAAAUUGAAAAGUGGCCAUUAACUAAACAUUUACCAACAACAAUUGCUAAUCAAUCUGUCACGCAUUCAUUUCUGUACUCCUCCAAUGCACCCAUUCCUUUACUGGGCAGAGACUUGCUAAUUAAAUUAGGGGCCAGUAUACUAUGUUCACCUGAUGGUGUCAUAGUUGGAUUUCCAGAUGGAAAUACUAUAAAUUGUUCGUUGGGGUCAACAGAGACAGGAAAUCAAUGGAUGUUGGUGGGGGGAAAGUAUAAAGAGUUAGUUGACAUUUAUUGGGCAGAACUGGAGACAGAUUGGGAAGAUGAGAUGUCCAGUAGCAGUGUAGUGACCCUUUACAACACAUAUAAGCCAUGGAUAAACGACAUAGCCCUAUUUCUACCACCCAUAGAUCCAUUGCAUUGUACUAUGUUUUAUGACAGAUUUGAUAACACAACCUAUGAGGAACUUUUUCAGACCAUUGAGGGAACCAAGUGGAGGUUGGUGGGUGAUGGCAUAUUUGUGGGCCAACAGGGUGUGGCAGCCCCAAUUGUCUUAUCAGAAGAACAAAAAGAAUGGUACAGAAUGUCUGACACAGCUGCACCUCACAUUUCACUGGCAUUACAUCCUAAUCAUGAAGCUAGAGAGUUAGGCAGCAUGGUUAAAAAACUACUCACUGUAACCGAUUGGCAGAAUACAAAUAUAACUGGGGUGUUGUAUUCACACAGUCAUGAUGUGUAUUGGAUCAAACAACAGACUGAGGAUGUAGCCAUCCUAAAACAUGAGCAACUAGCCAGAAGUCAUGGUAGGGAAAACACAGACGGCGAGGGAACUGAAAAAAUGAUUGAAAGCAUGCCACGUGACCUAUGGUCUCAGGGCCCAACUGAUGUAGGCUUUUGUAACAUCACUCCAGUUUCAUUUAAAUUGUCUACCACAGAACCAGUGUGGGUACCCCAAUACAGAAAUAAACCAGACGCAGAGGAGGGAGUGAGGCCAACAGUAGAGGGUUUAUUGAGCAAACAAGUUUUAACUCCAACCAAUUCUGAAUGGAACACUCCAAUUUUUCCUGUACCAAAACCCGGCUCAAACAAAUAUAGGUUAGUACAUGAUCUCAGAGCUAUAAACACUUUGGUGGAGACAGGAACACUGAAUGUACCAAACCCAUAUGUGGCCCUGUCCAAUUUGUCGCCUGCACAUCAAUGGUUCACAUGCAUUGACUUGGCUAAUGCCUUUUUCUGCAUACCCAUUGCUGAUGAAUGUAAACCAUGUUUUGCUUUCACCUACAGGGGGCGCCAAUACACCUAUAACCGUUUACCUAUGGGGUUCAUUUUGUCACCAGGCAUUUUCAAUCAGGUGUUGCAACAGGAAUUGACCAAAUGUGAGCUACCUGAAGGAUGUGUAUUGAUUAUGUAUGUUGAUGACCUGUUAUUGGCAACCACGUCCAUGGAAACGUGCAUGGAAGCUACCAAAUUGGUUUUGAAACAGCUAUACAUAUCGGGUUUCAAGGUGAGCAGGGACAAGCUGCAAGUUUACAGACCAUGUGUAACCUUUAUGGGCAGAAUGGUAACAGCGCAGGGUUCAACAUUAACCCCGCAACAGAGACAGAGCAUCAUUUCUCACCCAAGGCCAGAAACUGUUAAAGAUAUGUUAUCAUUUCUAGGCCUCACAGGUUUCAGUAGACAGUAUAUACCAAUGUAUGUGUCAGCUACUGCACCUUUAAGGGACUUAGUGAGAGAGCAGGGCAUGAAAAACUUGAAAGCAGAGUUACUGUGGACCCCAGAGGCAGAGCUGGCCUUCAUUUCAUUGAAAGCACAACUGUCACAGGCAGCCCAUCUGAAUUGUGCAGACUACGCCAAGCCGUUCAUCUUAGAUGUAUCUGAAACACAAAACAGUGCACACGGGGUGUUAUACCAGAAGUCGCCAGGUGGUAGGAAGGUUUUGAUGUACAGCAGUGUUUUAUUGGACCCAAUUGAACAGAGACAGCUAGCAUGUGCACGCUAUGCAGCAGGACUUGCGAAAUUGAUAACAAAAACAUCACACAUUGUCAUGGGCCAUGCACUAACAGUAUUGACAACACACUCUGUAAUGUCAUUUGUAAAUUCAACUGCUUUCACUUUCUCUCCCCUAAGGCAGCGGAAGUUGGCAAAGAUUUUGGCAAGCCCCAAUAUUACGUAUGUGCAUGAGGGAGUUAAUAUGGCAGAUUUAAUCACUGAGGGUGAACCACAUGAUUGCAUACCAUUGACUGAAAAAGCAAAUAAAUUGAGAGAUGGUUUGUUCGCGGUACCACUGACAACUCCCCCACCAGUAAUCACACUGUUUACAGAUGGUUGUUGUUUCAGAGCAGCAGAUGGCACGUUGAAGGCAGGGUUUGCAGUCAUUGAACAGGUUGAAAAUGAUUUUGUGACAAGAGUAAGUGGCAAAUUGGAGGGUAAACAGUCAGCACAGAGAGCAGAAAUGAUAGCUGUGAUUAAAGCCUUGCACUACGCUGGUGAACAAAGGGUGACCAUUUUUAGUGAUUCUGCAUAUGUGAUUGGUGCUGUACAUGUUGAGCUGCCAGUUUGGCUGAGAUGUGGGUUUUUGACAACAACAGGCCGGCCUAUAACUCACGCUAGCGAGGCCAGAGACCUAUUGCAGGCUCUGUUGCUGCCAGAAGAGGUGGCUGUGGUAAAAUGCCAGGGUCAUGCAAAAGCAAAUUCAGUUAUUGCUCGUGGUAACGAUGCUGCUGACUGCGCUGCCAAAAAUGCUGCCGGGUACACAGCCGCACAAUUUCUUGUAACAUCGGAUAGAACAAAAUCAGACAUUUUACCGCGUUUCACUCGCGAAUAUCUAAUAAAAGAGCAGGCUGCUUCUGCACCUAAUGAGAAAAAUACGUGGAGGGACCAUGGUGCUGUCAGAUCUGCUGACGGCCUAUGGCAGGCCCCAGACGGUAGACCUGCCAUGCCAAUGUCACUUUGUGAAUCAUUGCUGAAACAAGUUCACUCACCUGGCCAUGUGUCUGACAAGCAGAUGCUCCGCGAUCUGCAACAUUGGUGGCAUCCUUUUUUAACAUCUAUGGUAACAAACUACACCAGAUCGUGUGAGGUUUGCUGUGAACAUAAUAUUAAGCCAACCGUUAAGCCGCAGAGAGGGUCAUUUCCAAUAUCUACCGGGCCUGGUGAUGAAAUUGUGAUUGACUUUACUGACAUGGGCUCGAAGGUGAGAGGCAAACAGUAUGUCUUAGUCAUUGUUGACUAUUUUACUUCCUGGCCGGAGGCUUAUCCGGUGGGGAGAGAGGAUAGCACAGCUGUGAUUAAAUGUCUCAUUAAUCAUUACAUUCCGAACCAUGGUUUCCCCAGACGUGUCAGAUCUGACAAUGGUAGUCAUUUCAAAAAUGAACAUCUCAGACAGGUGGAGCAGGCCCUCGGUUUGACACAUAGCUUUGGUGCGGUUUACCACCCACAAAGCCAGGGCAAAGUGGAAAGAAUGAACCUGACAUUGAAACUAAAAUUGGCCAAGGUUUGCGCGCAAACAAAACUAACCUGGUUGGAUGCAUUACCAAUUGCAUUAAUGUCUAUCCGCUCUUCUGUUAACAGGAUUACUGGUUUCACCCCAUUUGAAUUGCUUACAGGUCGUCAGUUUCCAGGUCCAAGGAAUGCCCUGGUGCAGGAUCCAAUCCUGCCUCUAACACAUGCCGCUUACUUUGACAAACUAACUGCUCUGAUUAAACAUUUUUCCUGCCAGGCUACCAACACUGCUGCUGAUGCUAGUGACCAAACUGUAAGCACAGCUGACUGGGUGAGAGUCAAGGUGUUCAGGAGAAAGUGGAACGAGCCAAGGUGGUCCAAACCGCUGAGAGUCACCGCUAGGACGUCACAUUGUGUAAAGCUGCAAGGGAAAGGCGACACCUGGUUCCAUCUCUCUGCUUGUGUUCCAUGUGAUUCUCCCAGCAGGUCUCUCACGGAAACUGGUGUGGACCUGAGGACUCAGGUCCAAGAGAGGGAGAGUGUUGAAAGUGAAAGUGAAUUAGCUGGAAUACAGAGAGAGCAAACAGGAAGUGAAACAUCAGUGGUAACACUCGCACAACACAAACAACAAAGUCAACAAACACUCUGUAAAAUUGUGCAUAAAAAAGGUGACAUUUUUUCCAGCCCAGCAACAGAACCCCUAGCACACUGUGUGAGUGCAGAUUGUGCCUAUGGAGCAGGUAUAGCCGUACAAUUCAAAGCGAAGUACGGUACACAAAAGGUUGUAAGACAGAACAAACACACAGGUGAAUGUGCAGUUACCCACGAGGACGACGGCAGAUUGAUUUUUCAUUUAAUAACAAAACAAAAUUGUACUGAUUUACCAACAUACGAGAAUUUUACCCACAGCCUCAGACGUAUGAGAGAGUGGUGUGAGAAAGAAAACAUAACAAGUGUAUCCACUCCCCGGCUGGGGUGUGGCUUGGAUAAAUUGGAUUUCCACAAAGUGCUGGGAAUCCUGACAGAAGUGUUCAGGGACCUGAACAUCACAAUUACGGUUUAUUCAUUGUGA
Paramisgurnus dabryanus is the source of this 4878-nucleotide messenger RNA. The record is from RefSeq and is a predicted model, not a curated record. NCBI's taxonomy places the organism in Eukaryota, Metazoa, Chordata, Actinopteri, Cypriniformes, Cobitidae.